Branchiostoma belcheri (Belcher's lancelet) is the source of this 1360-nucleotide messenger RNA. RefSeq lists its product as uncharacterized. The record is from RefSeq and is a predicted model, not a curated record. Gene Ontology annotation, molecular function: signaling receptor binding. The transcript has 2 exons. The coding region runs from base 1 to 1188 and encodes 395 amino acids. NCBI's taxonomy places the organism in Eukaryota, Metazoa, Chordata, Leptocardii, Amphioxiformes, Branchiostomatidae. Gene Ontology annotation, cellular component: endomembrane system.
AUGGGACGAAAGCUCCGACACGUGCUGAUUUUCCUUCUCAUCAUCCUGAAGGAGCCCAACACGCCAGAAGCUGACUGCCGUUGCGCACCAUCAUCAGACUGUAGGUGCACUGGCAUGGGCCUCAUCAGCAUCCCGCAGAACCUCCCAACAUCCAUAUCCGGCUUGGAUUUAACAUUCAAUCUUAUUACGACUGUAAACCGGUCCCUGCUGCUGAGGUAUGGGGGUUUGACAAAGUUGUCACUUUACAAUAACAAGAUAACAAUAGAAAUAGCCAGUGGUGAUGACCACCAGUAUGAAGAUAUUGACAACCAUCGUGCUAAGACAGGACAGGGGCAGUCUCAGGCUAACAAGCAAUCUCCGACAAUCGCAAAGCUGUCACGUAACAAAGUGCUUGCUGUCUUAAAGCCAAAUCCUACAUAUACAGAUGUGAAAACACCACCAAAGGACCCAACAUCUGAAUCCACCGCAAAAAUCACAGCGACUGUAAUGGCCAGUUGUGAUGACCAUCACUAUGAAGAUGUGGACAACCAUCGUGUUAAGACACAGGGUCGGUCUCAGGCCAUUGCUACACCCAAAACAAAAACCAAAGCUAGUGUAUUGACCAGUGGUGAUGACCACCAGUAUGAAGAUAUUGACAACCAUCGUGUUAAGACAGGACAGGGUCAGUCUCAGGCUAACUCUCAACCUCCGACAAUCGCAAAGCUGUUACGUAACAAAGUGCUUGCUGUCUUAAAGCCAAAUCCUACAUAUACAGAUGUGAAAACACCACCAAAGGACCCAACAUCUGAAUCCACCGCAAAAAUCACAGCGACUGUAAUGGCCAGUGGUGAUGACCACCACUAUGAAGAUGUUGACGACAACCAUCGUUCUAAGCAGGGUCGGUCUCAGGCAAAAUUUGGUAAAUCCAACACAAAAAACACAGCUAGUGUAAUGACCAGUGGCGAUGAUCACCACUAUGAAGAUGUAGACAACCAUCGUGUUAAGACAGGGCAGAGUCAAUCUCAGGCCAUUGCUAAAUCCAACACAAAAACCACCGCUGUUGUAAUGACCAGAAGUGAUGUUGAGGCAGGGCAGGGUCAGUGUCAGGCCAUCACUGAAUCCCUAGCUGCUAAAAAUCUUUCUUAUGGCACUGGACCGACUGCCUCGCGGCUAAGUCCUGUGUACACGACAGCAACUCAUGACCAGUAGUAAUGUUCAGACAGGGCGGGGUCAGUCUCAAACCAUUUCUAAAUCCACCACACUGUGACCAUAGCCAUAGGAUACCACAGCUACUGUGGUCAUGAUCAAACAGGGCAGGGUCAGUCUCAGGCCAUCACUGAAUCUUUGGAUCCUUGUAAGGGGCACAGCAGGGCCGGCUGUC